This is a messenger RNA of Ceratotherium simum simum (southern white rhinoceros), 7831 nucleotides long. NCBI's taxonomy places the organism in Eukaryota, Metazoa, Chordata, Mammalia, Perissodactyla, Rhinocerotidae. The record is from RefSeq and is a predicted model, not a curated record.
AAAAAGGAAGCAAUCUUAUCAGUUACUGCUUAGUACUCAUGCUGCUGUCACAUCCAGCAGGUAAAGUUCCCUAAAAUUCUCUGCAAAACUUUUGGGACCUUUCACUAAAUCAUAGAGAAUUUACCUGUUUUUCUCCUGAGAGCUGAAGAUAUUUUAGAGAAGAAUUAAUCUUUCCUUUCUGCAGUUGAACAUUUUCUAGCAGUAAGAGCCAUGCAAAUAGAGCUCUCCAGCUGCUUCUUUCUGUGCCUUUUGCCAUUCAGCUUUGGUGCCACCAGAAGAUAUUACCUGGGCACAGUGGAACUGUCCUGGGACUAUAUGCAAAGUGAACUGCUCAGUGAGCUGCACGUGGACACAAGGUUUCCUCCUGGAGUGCCAAGGUCUUUUCCAUUCAACCCUUCAGUCAUGUACAAAAAGACUGUGUUUGUAGAGUUCACAGAUCACCUUUUCAACGUUGCCAAGCCCAGGCCACCAUGGAUGGGUCUACUGGGUCCUACCAUCCGGGCUGAGGUUUAUGACACAGUGGUCAUUACACUUAAGAACAUGGCUUCUCAUCCUGUCAGUCUUCAUGCUGUUGGCGUAUCCUACUGGAAAGCUUCUGAAGGUGCUGAAUAUGAAGAUCAGACCAGCCAAAGGGAGAAAGAAGAUGAUAAAGUCAUUCCUGGUGAAAGUUAUACCUAUGUCUGGCAGGUUCUGAAAGAGAAUGGUCCAAUGGCCUCUGACCCUCCAUGUCUCACCUACUCAUAUCUUUCUCAUGUGGACCUGGUGAAAGACCUGAAUUCAGGCCUCAUUGGAGCCCUUCUGGUUUGUAGAGAAGGGAGCCUGGCCAAAGAAAGGACACAGACCUUGCACGAAUUUGUACUGCUUUUUGCUGUAUUUGAUGAAGGGAAAAGUUGGCACUCAGAAACAAAUGAGUCCUUGACACAGGCUGUGGAUCCUGCAUCUGCUCGGGCCCAGAUUGAAAUGCACACAGUCAAUGGCUAUGUAAACAGGUCUCUGCCAGGUCUGAUUGGAUGUCAUAAGAAAUCAGUCUAUUGGCAUGUGAUUGGAAUGGGCACCACCCCCGAAGUGCACUCAAUUUUCCUUGAAGGUCACACAUUUCUUGUGAGGAAUCAUCGCCAGGCCUCCUUGGAGAUCUCACCAAUAAGUUUCCUUACUGCUCAGACACUCCUGAUGGACCUUGGCCAGUUUCUACUCUUUUGUCAUAUCUCUUCCCACCAACAUGAUGGUAUGGAAGCUUAUGUCAAAGUAGAUAGCUGCCCAGAGGAACCUCAACUACGGAUGAAAAAUAAUGAAGAAGAAGAUUAUGAUGAUGAUCUUUAUGACUCUGAUAUGGACGUGGUCAGGUUUGAUGGUGACAACUCUCCUCCCCUUAUUCAAAUCCGCUCAGUUGCCAAGAAGCACCCUAAAACUUGGGUCCACUAUAUUGCUGCUGAAGAGGAGGACUGGGACUAUGCUCCCUCAGUCCUCACCCCCAAUGAUAGAAGUUACAAAAGUCUAUAUUUGAACAAUGGUCCUCAGCAGAUUGGUAGGAAGUACAAAAAAGCCCGAUUUAUGGCAUACACAGAUGAAACAUUUAAGACUCGUGAAGCUAUUCAGUAUGAAUCAGGAAUCCUGGGACCUUUACUUUAUGGAGAAGUUGGAGACACACUGUUGAUUAUAUUUAAGAAUCAAGCAAGCCGACCAUAUAACAUCUACCCUCAUGGAAUCACUGAUGUCAGUCCUUUGCACUCAGGGAGGUUGCCAAAAGGUGUGAAACAUUUGAAAGAUAUGCCAAUUCUGCCAGGAGAGAUAUUCAAGUAUAAAUGGACAGUGACUGUAGAAGAUGGGCCAACUAAAUCAGAUCCUCGGUGCCUCACCCGAUAUUACACGAGCUUUGUUAAUCUAGAGAGAGAUCUAGCUUCAGGACUCAUUGGCCCUCUCCUCAUCUGCUACAAAGAAUCUGUAGAUCAAAGAGGAAACCAGAUGAUGUCAGACAAGAGAAAUGUCAUCCUGUUUUCUGUAUUUGAUGAGAAUCGAAGCUGGUACCUCACAGAGAAUAUGCGGCGCUUCCUCCCCAAUGCAGAUGGAGUGCAGCCCAAGGAUCCAGAGUUCCAAGUCUCCAAUAUCAUGCACAGCAUCAAUGGCUAUGUUUUUGAUAGCUUGCAGCUGUCAGUUUGUUUGCAUGAGGUGGCAUACUGGUACAUUCUAAGUGUUGGAGCACAGACUGACUUUCUCUCUGUCUUCUUCUCUGGAUAUACCUUCAAACACAAAAUGGUCUAUGAAGACACACUUACCCUAUUCCCAUUCUCAGGAGAAACUGUCUUCAUGUCAAUGGAAAACCCAGGUCUGUGGGUUCUGGGGUGCCACAACUCAGACUUUCGGAACAGAGGCAUGACAGCCUUACUGAAGGUUUCUAGUUGUAACAGGAACACUGGUGAUUAUUAUGAGGACACAUAUGAAGAUAUUCCAACCUCCCUGCUGAAUGAAAAUAAUGUCAUUGAACCCAGGAGCUUCUCCCAGAAUUCAAGGCACCCUAGCACUAGGCAAAAGCAAUUCAGAGCCACCACAACUCCAGAAAAUGACGUAGAGAAGAUUGACCUUCGGUCUGGAGAGAGAACACAGCUGCUUACGGUACAAAGUGUCUCCUCUGGUGAUUUGUUGAUGAUCUUGGGACAAAAUCCUACUCCACAUGCAUUAUCCUUACCUGAUCUCCAAGAAGUCACAUAUGAGGCUGAUGAUCAUUUGCCUAGAACAAUAGAAAGAAACAAGGGCCCAUCUGAAGUGGCACGUCUCAGACCAGAGCUCCAUCACAGUGGGGAUAGAGUAUUUACCCCUGAACCAGAACUGAAAUUAAGAUUAAAUGAGAAUUUGGCGACAACUAUAACAGUAGAGUUGAAGAAACUUGAUUUAAAAAUUUCUAGUUCAUCAAACAAUCUAAUGAUUUCACCAACAAUUCCAUCAGACAAGUUGGAAGCAGGUACUGAAAAGACAGGUUCCUUAGGACCCCCAAAUAUGCCAGUUCACUUUAGUAGUCAAUUAGGCACCAUUGUAUUUGGCAAAAAUUCAUCUCACCUUAUUGAGUCUGCUAGACCUUUGGACUUGAGUGAAGGAGAUAAUGAUUCCACGUUGACUAAAGCAGCUUUAAUGAAUAGUCAAGAAAGUUCACUGGAAGAAAAUGUAUUAUCAGUGGAAAGUGACAGGUUAUUUAAAGAGGAAGAAGUUCAUGGACCUGUUUCAUUGACCAAAGAUAAUGCUUUAUUCAAAGUUAAUUUCUCUUUGGUAAAGACAAACAAGACACCAAUUAACUCAACAACUAAUAGAAAGGCUCACAUUGAUGGCCAAACAUUAUUAAUUGAGAAUAGUACAUCAGUCUGGCAAGACAUUAUAUUAGAAAGUAAUAGUGGGUUUCAAGAAAUGACUUCUUUGAUUCAUGAUGAAACGUUUAUGGACAACAAUACUACAGCUUUGGGGCUAAAUCAUGUGUCAAAUAAAACUACCUCAUCAAAAAAUAUGGACAUGGUCCACCAAAAAAAAGAGGACCCUGCGCCACUAGGUGCAGAAAAUCCAGAUAUAUCAUUCUUCAAGAUGCUGCUCUUGCAAGAUUCAGCAAAUUGGAUAAAAAGGACCCAUUGCGAGAACUCCCUGAGCUCUGGGCAAAGGCCCAGUCCAAAGCAAUUAACAUCUUUAGGAUCAGAAAAAUCUGUGAAAGAUCAGAAUUUCUUGUCAGAGAAGAACAAGGUGGUAGUAGGAGAAGAUGAAUUUAAAAAGCACACAGGACUCCAAGAGAUGAUUUUUCCAAACAGUAAGAGCAUAUUUCUUACUAACUUGGCUAAUAUCCAAGAAAAUGAUACACACAGUCAAGAAAAAAACUCCCAGGAAGAGAUAGAAUGGAAGGAAAAAUUAAUCCAAAAGAAUGUAGCUUUGCCUCAGGUGUAUACAGUGACUGGCACUAAGAAUUUCCUGAAGAAUCUUUUCUUACUAAGCACUAAGCAAAAUGUAGAAGGUUCAGAUGAGGGGACAUAUACUCCAAUACUUCAAGACAACAGGUCAUUAAAUGAGUCAGCAAAUACGGCAAGGAUUCACAUGGCCCAUUUCUCAAAAAUAAGGGAGGAAGCAAACUUGGAAGGCUUGGGAAAUCAAACAAAGCAAAUGGUAGAGAGGUAUCUGAGCACCACAAGGAUAUCUCCUAAUCCACGUCAGCAGAAUGUCAUCACUCACCAUGCUAAGCGGGCUUUGAAACAAUUCAGACUCCCACAAGAAGAAAUAAAACUUGAAAGGGGGGUAAUUUUGAAUGACACCUCAACCCACUGGUCCAAAAACAUGAAAUAUUUGACCCAGGGAACCCUCACACAGAUAGAGUACAAUGAGAAGGAGAAAAAGGCCAUUACUCAGUCCCUCCUAUCAGAUUGUUCUGUGAGGAGUCAUGGCAUCAUUCAAACGAAUGGCUCUGCAUUACCCAUUGCAAAGGUAUCAGCAUUUCCAUCAAUUACACCUACAGAUCUGACCAAGACCCCAUCCCAAGGCAAUUCUUCUCAUCUUCUAGCAGCAGCCUGUAGUUAUACCUUUAGGGAGAAGAGUUCUGGGAUCCAAGAAAGCAGUCAUUUCUUACAAGGAGCCAAAAGAAAUAACCUUUCUUUAGACUUCCUAACCUUGGAAAUGAUGAGAGGUCAAGGAAAGAUCAGCUCCCUGGGGAGAUUGUCUGAAGCAUCUGGCAAAGUUGAAUUACUUCCUAAAGUUCAUGUUCAUCAGGAAGACUCUUUCCCUACGAAACCUAGCAAUGGCUCCCCUGGCCACCUGGAUCUCAUGGAAGAGAUUGUCCUUCAGAAAACACAGGAACCUGUUAAAUUGAAUAAAGUAAAUGGACCUUGGAAAAUACCCUUUCUGAAAUGGGCAGCAGAAAGCUCUAAAAAGACUCCCUCCAAACUGCUGGGUCCCCUUGCUACUCAAAUACCAAGAGAAGAGUGGAACUCCCAAGAGAAGUCUCAAAAAAACAAAGCUUUUAAGACAAAGGACACCAUUUCACCCUUGGACCCUUGUGAAAAAAAUAAUUCAAUAGCAGCAAUAAAUAAAGGACAAGAUAAGCCCCAAAGAGAAACCACCUGGGCAAAGCAAGAAGAGACUGGAAGGUUGUGCUCUCAAAACCCACCAGUCUUGAAACGCCAUCAGAGGCAAAUAACCUUUACUACUGUUCAGCCAGAGGAAGACAAAACUGACUAUGAUGAUACCUUCUCAACUGAAACAAAGAGAGAAGAUUUUGACAUUUAUGGUGAGGAUGAAAAUCAGGACCCCCGCAGCUUUCAAAAGAGAACACGACAUUAUUUUAUUGCUGCAGUGGAACGGCUCUGGGAUUAUGGGAUGAGUAGAUCCCCCCAUGCACUAAGAAACAGGGCCCAGAGUGGAGGUGUCCCUCAAUUCAAGAAGGUGGUUUUCCAGGAAUUCACUGAUGGCUCCUUUACUCAGCCCUUAUACCGUGGAGAACUAAAUGAACACUUGGGACUCUUGGGGCCAUACAUAAGAGCAGAAGUUGAAGACAAUAUCAUGGUAACUUUCAAAAACCAGGCCUCUCGUCCCUACUCCUUCUAUUCUAGCCUUAUUUCUUAUGAGGAUGAUCAGAGGCAAGGAGCAGAACCUAGAAAAAAGUUUGUCAAACCUAAUGAAACUGAAGUUUACUUUUGGAAAGUGCAACAUCAUAUGGCACCCACUAAAGAUGAGUUCGAUUGCAGAGCCUGGGCUUAUUUUUCUGAUGUUGACCUGGACAAAGAUGUGCACUCAGGCUUGGUUGGACCCCUUCUGAUCUGCCGCGCUAACACGCUGAAUCCUGCUCAUGGGAGACAAGUGACAGUGCAGGAAUUUGCUCUGUUUUUCACUAUUUUUGAUGAGACCAAGAGCUGGUACUUCACUGAAAACAUGGAAAGGAACUGCAGGGCUCCCUGCAAUCUCCAGGUGGAGGACCCCACUUUUAAAGAAAAUUAUCGCUUCCAUGCAAUCAAUGGCUAUGUGAUGGACACACUACCUGGCUUAGUAAUGGCUCAGGAUCAAAGAAUUCGAUGGUAUCUGCUCAGCAUGGGCAGCAAUGAAAACAUCCAUUCUAUUCAUUUCAGUGGACAUGUGUUCACUGUACGGAAAAAAGAGGAGUAUAAAAUGGCAGUCUACAACCUCUAUCCGGGUGUUUUUGAGACAGUGGAAAUGCUACCACCCAAAGUUGGAAUUUGGCGGAUAGAAUGCCUUAUUGGCGAGCACCUACAAGCUGGGAUGAGCACUCUUUUUCUGGUGUACAGCAAGAAGUGUCAGACUCCACUGGGAAUGGCUUCUGGACACAUUAGAGAUUUUCAGAUUACAGCUUCAGGACAGUAUGGACAGUGGGCCCCAAAGCUGGCCAGACUUCAUUAUUCUGGAUCAAUCAAUGCCUGGAGCACCAAGGAGCCCUUUUCCUGGAUCAAGGUGGAUCUGUUGGCACCAAUGAUUAUUCACAGCAUCAUGACCCAGGGUGCCCGUCAGAAGUUUUCCAGCCUCUACAUUUCUCAGUUUAUCAUCAUGUAUAGUCUUGAUGGAAAGAAGUGGCAGAGUUAUCGAGGGAAUUCCACUGGGACCUUAAUGAAUAGAGUUCAAAGUCCUCAAAUGGCCUUGUGCAAGAUAACUUCCGUUUUCCCCUUUAGAUCCAUUUUCCUGCUUCUCUACCCUGCUUCUUGUUCUGAGCCUGGCAUGUGUGGAAUACAUCAACAGGCUACCUUAUCCUCUAGCUUUUGGUUGGGUUUCACCAACAGGGAGCACUGGCAAGAGAUCACAGGAAGGGAGGAGAGCAAGAUCAGGAUAUUUAUUUUCCUGGCUCCCUCCUUGUAGACAAUUUGGCUGUAUCUCUCCACUGAAGGUCACUGCUUCCCUCAAAGUGGCUUUCUCUACCUGUUCCAGUUACUAUUGCUGAGUACCAAACCACCCCAAUACUUAGUGUUGUAAAAACAACCAUUUUGUUUUGUUUAUGGAUUCUGUGGGUCAGGACUUUGAACAGGGCACAGCAAGAAUGGCCUGUCUCUGCUCCAAAAUAUCUGGGGCCUCAGCUGAGAAGAUUUGACAGCUGGGAGCUAGAAUCAUCUGGAAGCAUCUUCACUUGCAUGUCUGGUGGUUGGUGCUGACUAACCUAGCUAGGACAGCAUCUGGGACUGUUAAGACUGAAGUAAUUUUGUAUGGCCUUUCUGUGAGGCCUGGGCUUCUCACAGCAUGACAGUCUAAAGGUAGUUGGACUUCUUACAUGGCAUCUUAGGGACUCUAAAUAUGAGUGUUCCAGCUAACAAGGUGGAGACUACAUCACCUUUUCUGAUCUGGUCUUUUAAGUUAUGUAGCAUCACUUUCAAUACAUUCUAUUGGUUAUAAGCAAGUCACACGUCCACCCAGAUUCAAGGGGAAGGGACACAGACCCCACUUCACAAUGGGAGGAAUGUAAAGAAUUUGUGGUCGUUUUUGUAAACCACUAUAAGAAUCUAUCUAAUUCUCUCCUUUAGGAUUCUGCUCCCUCUUCUCAUUCCUGCAGGCCUAGGGUGGUAAUACCCUGCCUCUACCUUCCUAACUAGUACCUUCAUUAAAGUUUCCUCAAAUUAUCCUAAUUUGAGUGCUCCCUGUUUCUUGUUGGAACCCUGUCUCAUACAGUCAAUGAUGCCAGAAGUAGCCCCAGGAAACAGACCCUCAAAAUGGAAUUCUAGAGUUAUGUUGCUAAUAUAUUCAAGGAACACAAGUAUAAUUUCCUUGCUUGGGUAGAAGAUUGGAUGUUAGGUAAUCCAUGACAUCCAUGUGGGCAUGACAGUUUCUCAGAUUAUCACUAGUGAUACUAUGACAUGAGUUACAGGUGGUGAGGAAGACA